AUGUUCUCGUGUAGUAUAUGUGAUAAGACCUUUACUCGGAUCAGUAGUCUACACAGACAUACCAAGUCACACGAUGUUUCCAACAAGAUUUCAUGCAGUAUAUGUUCAGAAAUAUUCACACGGAGAGAUAGUAUCAUCAGGCAUAGCAAGGAUAAACAUCGUUCAAAUAUUGUAAUUCAACAACAACCAACCAUAACCAAGCAAGAAAUUCAAGAUUUUUUUACACCAGCUGAACACAUUUACGAUUAUAAUGUUCAAUCUCGCAAUGGUCAGAAGCGCUCAUAUCAUACGGAAAAUUCGAAUGAAGCAGCAAAUACUAAAAAGACACGCAUGAGAAUCGUCAAGACACAAGGGUUCAUUAAGACAGGCACAUCGUUGUCGAAUAAAAUCAAUUGGUAUUACGUGAAAAAUACAGAUAACUUGACCAACUACAGAACAUUUUUAGAAUCAACAAAAAAAGACUUAAUAGAACUACUCAAGUCACUAUCAGCAAAACAACCAAUUAAAUAUAAUCUUAAAUUAGAAGCAACAUAUGAACGCCCGAACGUAGAAAAUUCAGCAGAGAAUAGAGCAUUUAAGACCUCAGCUAAGGAAAUGUUUAUAGAUACAGAUAUUGAAGCUAAAAUUAAUCAAGAUUUUGUCAACCUUUUGCUUGAAGAAGAAAUGUAUACUUCUAAAGGAAGUGGAUUUACACUACAAUCAAUAGAUGGUUUACUGUUAGGCAGUGCCGCAACUUAG
Metopolophium dirhodum (rose-grain aphid) is the source of this 738-nucleotide messenger RNA. RefSeq lists its product as uncharacterized. The transcript has 3 exons. Gene Ontology annotation, biological process: regulation of transcription by RNA polymerase II. Gene Ontology annotation, cellular component: nucleus. Bases 1 to 738 code for a protein of 245 amino acids. NCBI's taxonomy places the organism in Eukaryota, Metazoa, Arthropoda, Insecta, Hemiptera, Aphididae. The record is from RefSeq and is a predicted model, not a curated record.